GCUAGGAAACGCGUCGUGUCCAUGUUGCUGAGGCGGAAGAAAGAUUCUGUAGCGUAAAAUAAAAAACACAAAGCAGUUUUGAAGAUUUUUCUAAUAUAUUUAUUUGUUUGUACGCUGCCAUGGUGAAAUUAAGAGCAAGGUGCCUUCUUGUAGGAGAUGCUGCAGUGGGGAAAAGUGCUCUCUCUCAGAUGUUCCGGAGUGAUGGCGCACACUUCCAGAAGAACUACAGUAUGUUCUUUGUUCCUGUCCGGGCGAUGUACUGAGAACCCAGCUGGCUGUAUGGACGGGGACAGUAUAUCUGGAGAGGGCUAUGAUUCUGUGAAACAGACUGUGUUACAGUCCCUGAUGUCUCUCUAGAAGAUCCUCGCCCUGAGCUCAUCUACUUUAUUGUCCAGGGACUGAACAUUAGCGAGUAAUAUACUCGCAAGGUGUGGAUGAUAUGCACGCCUCCUGAGUGAGACCAAAAUUCCACUCCGUACACCUCUUCUCCAUUGGCGUUGCCUUGUAGCAGCUGCUGGGAUUAGUGGAUUUGCCUCAGGGGAGGUGCGAACAAAGGAUCCAAUUCAGAAGUCGUAUUUUUGGUGGAAAUGCUGACGGCUGGAGUGGAACUGGUUGUGAAGUCAGUGAACAUCCCAGAGACCAGCGACAGUGUGGAACUGUACAUCUUUGACUCUGCCGGGAGGGAAACCUUUGUUGAAGCAUGUGAGAAGUUGUGGGGCCAGCCGUCUGUGUUGUGUCUGGUGUUUGACGUGAGCAGUGAGCUGUCAUUCAGUAGCUGUGGCCGCUGGCUGGAGAGGGUCAGGGCCCACUGCCAGGGUCUGCACAUCCCAGGUGUGUUGGUGGGUAACAAGUCGGACCUGUCCUCGCGGAGGGAGGUGGAGACCUCGGUGGCCCAGGAGUGGGCCCAAAGCCAGGGGCUGCAGUACCACGAGACGUCCGCUGUGAGUGCACCCACACCUGGACACAACAGACAAGCUCAUAGGCUUCUGGAGCCAAAGUGCCAACACCAAGUCCAAAAACACUAUACCCUCUAACAAAGCGAUUAUUAAAAUGUUUCUCAUUGUGUGUGUGUGUGUGUGUGUGUGUGUGUGUGUGUGUGUUAGGCCAGAACCUGGCCUAACAUUCUAGAACCUGGCCCAACAUUCUAGAACCUGGCCUAACAUUCUAGAACCUGGCCUGACAAUCUUGAACCUGAACAUUCUAGAACCUGGCCUACCAUUGUAGAACCUGCAGAAUCUGGCCUAACACAUAUACAUUUCUAUUACACUGUAUAUAUUCUGUUUCUAAGGAUAUAUGGAUUAUAUUUCUAUGGAUUCUAGGACCUGGCCUAAUAUUCUAGAACUUGGCCCAACAUUCCCUAAGUGAAAAAUACUGUCUCUGACAGUGAGAUAUCCACCUUACAUUGGGGUGGAGAUUAAGAUGAAACUAUUAUCUAUUUACUACAAUAAUUAAUGUUAUGUAUAUUCUUCACGUUGUCUGAGUUAUGCAGGAGAACAUGAUAACUUGUAUUAAAGUUUGUGAUUUCUGUACAGUA
This is a messenger RNA of Salmo salar (Atlantic salmon), 1534 nucleotides long. The record is from RefSeq and is a predicted model, not a curated record. NCBI's taxonomy places the organism in Eukaryota, Metazoa, Chordata, Actinopteri, Salmoniformes, Salmonidae.